Messenger RNA from Danaus chrysippus (African queen), 2127 nucleotides. NCBI's taxonomy places the organism in Eukaryota, Metazoa, Arthropoda, Insecta, Lepidoptera, Nymphalidae. The record is from the annotation of a GenBank genome assembly.
AUGUCGCCGGACAGCAGUUACGGACGAUAUGAUGUGUCGACUCCGUCUGAUACUGUGAUGGCUUCGACGCACAAGGAACGGGAGCCAGAACUACAUAUAGAGUUCGAUGGUACAACCGUUUUAUGCCGCGUCUGCGGUGACAAGGCCAGUGGUUUCCACUACGGCGUCCACUCGUGUGAGGGGUGCAAGGGCUUCUUCCGGCGGUCCAUACAGCAGAAGAUACAGUACAGGCCCUGCACCAAGAACCAGCAGUGCAGCAUCCUGAGGAUAAACAGGAACCGCUGCCAGUACUGCAGGCUGAAGAAAUGCAUCGCCGUGGGGAUGAGCAGAGAUGCCGUCCGAUUCGGUCGUGUCCCAAAGCGCGAGAAGGCUCGCAUCCUGGCCGCCAUGCAACAAUCAUCAUCAUCUCGGGCCCAGGAGCAGGCGGCGGCCGCUGAACUAGACGACGCGCCCCGGCUCCUGGCGCGCGUGGUCCGCGCACACCUCGACACAUGCGAGUUCACACGAGACCGAGUCGCCUCCAUGAGGGCGCGGGCUCGCGACUGUCCCACCUACUCACAACCAACUUUGGCUUGUCCGCUGAAUCCAGCCCCAGAGCUACAGUCUGAGAAGGAAUUCUCUCAGCGUUUCGCGCACGUUAUCAGAGGCGUUAUCGAUUUCGCCGGCCUCAUUCCUGGAUUCCAGUUACUCACGCAAGAUGACAAGUUCACUCUCUUAAAGAGCGGUCUCUUCGACGCCCUGUUCGUGAGGCUCAUCUGCAUGUUCGAUGCGCCACUCAAUAGCAUAAUCUGCCUCAAUGGACAACUCAUGAAGCGGGAUUCCAUUCAGAGCGGAGCGAACGCACGCUUCCUCGUCGACUCUACCUUUAAGUUUGCCGAGCGCAUGAAUUCUAUGAAUUUAACGGACGCCGAGAUCGGUCUCUUCUGCGCCAUAGUUCUCAUCACCCCCGACCGGCCGGGUCUUCGGAACAUUGAAUUAGUGGAGCGAAUGCACGCGAGACUCAAGGCGUGCCUGCAGACCGUCGUCACUCAGAACAGACCCGACAGACCUGGCUUCCUCCGGGAGUUAAUGGACACUCUACCUGAUCUCCGUACGCUCAGUACUCUUCAUACUGAAAAGCUCGUCGUUUUCCGAACGGAGCACAAGGAGUUACUGAGGCAGCAGAUGUGGGGAGACGAGGAGGGAUGCUCGUGGGUGGACUCCGGAGCGGACGAGUCAGCUCGCAGCCCCAUCGGCUCAGUGUCCAGCAGUGAGUCCGGUGAAGCCAUGGGUGACUGUGGGACUCCCCUACUGGCCGCGACCCUGGCCGGCAGACGACGCCUGGACUCCCGCGGCUCCGUGGACGAGGAGGCUCUUGGUGUGGCACACCUCGCACACAACGGACUCACCGUCACGCCCGUGAGACCUCCGCCACGAUACAGGAAACUAGACUCACCCACAGACUCCGGCAUCGAGUCCGGGAACGAGAAGCACGAGAGAAUAGUGGGACCCGGCUCGGGCUGCUCCAGCCCGCGGUCCUCGCUGGAGGAACACUCGGAGGAGAGGCGGCCCGCGCCGGCAGAUGACAUGCCCGUGCUCAAACGAGUGCUGGAGGCGCCGCCGCUGUACGACACGCCCUCACUCAUGGACGAGGCCUACAAGCCUCACAAGAAGUUCCGCGCCAUGCGUCGCGACACGGGCGAGGCGGAGGCCCGGCCGGUGCUGCUGACCCCCUCCCCGCAGCCCCCGCACCACCCGCACCCCGCCAGCCCCGCGCACCCCGCGCACUCCCCGCGCCCGCUGCGGGCCUCGCUGUCCUCGACGCACUCCGUGCUCGCCAAGAGUCUCAUGGAAGGCCCGCGCAUGACCCCCGAGCAGCUGAAGCGCACGGACAUCAUCCAGCAGUACAUGCGGCGCGGGGAGGUGUCGGCCAGUAGUUCCAGCUCGUCGCCCGCGGCCGAGUGUCCCCUCCGCAGCGGCCUGCUCGCGUGUUACCGCGGCGCCGCCCCCUCCCCGUCCCCCUCGCCCUGCCCCGGGCCGGAGCCGCUGCUGGAGCUGCAGGUGGAGGUGUCGGACGCGCCCCUCAACCUGUCCAAGAAGUCCCCCUCCCCGCCGCGCUCCUUCAUGCCCCGCAUGCUGGAGGCGUGA